Molecule: messenger RNA, 825 nt
Organism: Strongylocentrotus purpuratus (purple sea urchin)
Lineage: Eukaryota; Metazoa; Echinodermata; Echinoidea; Camarodonta; Strongylocentrotidae
Exons: 4
Coding region: 80-508 (142 amino acids)
Source: RefSeq, a predicted model, not a curated record
UUUAGGUCGCUAAGUUCACGCAAAGAAGACAAGCAAGAAAAACAUCGGUCUAACUUUCCUUUUGCACGAGACUUUCAAGAUGGUUGAAAUACUUGGAGCUCCUAUAAUAAUAUCCUGCUCAUAUGAUCCUUCGUAUAAAGUUGAUAUCUGCCUCCAUGAACAACUAUGGGGAGGGUCAAUGACCUCAAAUGACCUGGCUAUAGAGGUCAUGACCUUAAUCUCUGAGCUGGAAGUUCUCUGUGAUAAAGAAACCCAACAGGGUGAAAACUUUAGUAAAUUUCAAAAAGGAAGCCAGAGAAAGACCUACAUGGCUACAUUUGAAACACAAGCUGCGCUGCUCCGGGACAAACUCGAGAAACUGAUGAGAGAGCAUCCUGAACCAAAACCGAACAGUCUGCAGGUAAGGGAUGUUCGAUAUGUUGAUGGCGUUCAUAGGCCACUUUUAGUUUUUAAUUGGAUGUCUCCCUCGUGGGGCGGCCCUCAUCUCAUUCAAGGUCUGGGUUAUUAAAGUCUUAAAUAUAGCGAACAUGGGAGGAAAUCACUUUGGCUCGCUCUCAGAACCUCUUAACACAUUUUCUAAAUGAAUGUAAGCAAAGUUUGACUUUCUAUCGUUGGAGGAAUCGUUGGAGGAAAUUACAUCCCGCUAUAUAUAAAGCCUGAGUGCCUUCAAACAUUACGUACAUCAUGUAGAAGAUUACUCUUUCACGCUCUCUCUCCCUUUUAAGGUGUUGGUAUGUUUCAUGUUGUAGUGGAGUGGCUUAAAGCCCCAUUGCACUAGUUGCUCCCUCUUUAAAUGGAAAACAAUGCCUAAGCAGUGCCCGUUGG